Molecule: messenger RNA, 366 nt
Organism: Diabrotica virgifera virgifera (western corn rootworm)
Lineage: Eukaryota; Metazoa; Arthropoda; Insecta; Coleoptera; Chrysomelidae
Product: fibrinogen C domain-containing protein 1-like
Exons: 2
Coding region: 1-366 (121 amino acids)
Source: RefSeq, a predicted model, not a curated record
AUGUAUUGGAAUGAAGGGGCUUCUACGUUGAGAAGCAAAUGUAACAAAUACUACCUUAGCGUACAAGUAGUACUUGUAUGGGAAUGUGAAAUGAAAGAGUCAGAUGCAUUCGAUAGAAACGAACUUCUUAUAGAGUUAACAGACACGGACAAAAAUAUUAGUUAUGCACAAUACUCAACGUUCUCAAUUGGAUGCGAAAAGGACGGCUAUCCGCUCAAGGAACUUACAGGAUACUCAGGAAAUGCAGGAGAUAGUUUAACAUCUCAUAUCAAUGCAAAGUUUACAACAUUGGAUGUGGAUCAAGAUAAAGAUCCUGGAAAUUGUGCACAAAAAUAUGGUAAAUGUAUUUUUGUUCUUACUAAAUAA